Molecule: messenger RNA, 648 nt
Organism: Stylonychia lemnae
Lineage: Eukaryota; Ciliophora; Spirotrichea; Sporadotrichida; Oxytrichidae
Source: the annotation of a GenBank genome assembly
AUGCUUGAAUAUUAGGCGAACUAUUUAGUUCUUUAAAAUGAAAACUCUAGAUUAGUUACAGCCUUACCAUAUAUUGAUGAGGCAAUUAAUGAGUCUCAAAAGAAGUAGGUGAAUGGCUUAAUACUACAAGAAAUGGCUGCAAUGGAUGGCUAGAAGGAUUAUCUUGAAAAACUACCAAUGCCAUAGUUCAAAUACUUGCACCACAGGAUAUUGCUAAUUUGGAUUCCUGGCGACAAUCUAUUAAUUAGGCAAACAUCAACUUUCAAUAUGCUGAAAAUAGGUAUUCGAUUUGCAGCAUAUCAUAAUUUGAAUAGGAGAAUGAACCUUGAAUUGGAAAAAGCUUAUGGCAAGGAUGUUUGGACUACUCAUAUAAAGCAGACAGAAAGUCAAAUAGAAUUCACAGAUCAAAGAAAUAGAAAGCUAGAUGAAGAAAUAGAGAGAAUAAAUAAGAAAAGGAGAUUCACACAGAUGAAUGAAUAUGAUAACUUCCUCAGACUGCACAAUAAAACUUUUUCAGCAUUGCAUAAGAAUAUUGACCUCGAGUAGGAAUGCUACAAACUUGAAUAAGAGAUUUCAUAAUAUUAGAAUUAGCUGCAAAAGAUUCAAGUAAGAUUAAUUUAUUGUAAAAUAAUGAUAGAAAUUGGAUGA